Messenger RNA from Closterium sp. Naga37s-1, 2517 nucleotides. The record is from the annotation of a GenBank genome assembly. Lineage: Eukaryota; Viridiplantae; Streptophyta; Zygnematophyceae; Desmidiales; Closteriaceae.
AUGCUAUUGAGCGGGCUCUGGUUUCAGGGUGUGACGCCGCACCAAUACCGGCGGGAGAUGCGGCGCGACUUGUGCGCACACGCGACCGGAGAUCUCAUUCGGCAGUUGGAAGCACUGGGGAUCGAAAUCCCUCCGCAGGACGCAGGCCGGGUAACAGAGGGGGGGGCAGUGGUGCGGGAGAGGAACGCUGGUAUGGAAGAUGUGAGGCAAGCACCGGUCACUCAAGCCGGGGAUGACGCACGGGUAACGGCGAUGAUGAGGGAAAUGGCGACUUUGAAGAACGAUGUGAGGUACCUGGACGCGAGCUUCACCGUCAUAGCCAGUUUUGUGGGAUUGAGGCGCGACGAGGUGGUCUCCGCUGCAACCCAACUACUGAUGCAAGGUAACCCCGUGAGACCCGGCGCGAAAUCAGAGGCAGGUGGCACCAAGAAUGCUCCACACACUCCACAACGUCCAUCCGGUCGCAAGAGGCGUGACGACAGCAGUCCAGAGGAGGAUGGCGUACGCAAUGCCACCCGUGUUGCGCUGGCCUCCUCGUUCGCUGCAUGUGAUCCGACAGCGCGCUUGCUGCAUAACCCGCUGCUGUCUGGAGGGACCAUACCUCAUUGGAUGUUCACCCGCGGGAGACCGCUGCUCGGGGUGACGGUGCCGGCUGGAGCUGAUGCGUGGGGAGAUACGAGAGGCCAGGAGACGGUGAAGGCAGAAGAAGAAGAGGAUCUCGUGUCAGACACGGAGGACGAAGCGGAUGGUGACGACACGUGUGCAACGAAGUACACAGGAGUCAAGUUGGAGAAAGCAUCCGGCAAGUUCGGCGUGAAAAUCCUGAUCAAGGAAGGAGGAAAGCGUAAGCAACAGCGGCUGGGUGCAUACACGUCGGAGGAGGAGGCCGCGUUUGCGUACGCCGCAGGUGCGUUCGUCCUGAGGCCACGAGACAAGAUACCCAACACAGUCAGUCUGUCAGCCGCAGAGAAGGCGAUGCUGCGUGGAUGCACCAAGGAAGAUCUGCAGCUCCUGGUGGAAGCGCGGAGGUGGUGGAGGUGGCGGAGCUGGAGGGAGGCGCGGGAGGGCGUGAACUGGAAGCUGAAACGAGGGAGGAAGCGAGUGGUUGCCACAGGCACGUCAAAGAGGCAGAGGGUGGUGGAUAGCAACAACACGGCGGCCAACGAACAAGACAACCCUGACAAUGCUGAGAGUGGGGGAACGGCCCCUGUGAACAACGGCAGCGGUGGGUAUGACGGCACUGGUGCAGAGAGUGCUUCAUCGUCCGAGCGCAAUGAAGAGGACGGCGAGGCAGACUCAAACACAUCGGCCUCAGCCUCACCCGAAGAAUCCGGCGAACCUGCCACGGGAGGGAAGACGGCCGACGAUGGGUGUGCGGGAACCGCUUCACCCAAAGCAGACGGGCGCGAAAGUCGGGGCGCGCGGGAGACGGAUGUGUUUCGGGGCGAAGGCCGAGGACAUGUGGACGGGCAUGUCGACCGCGCAUGCGGGACCCCAGUGGACACCGACGCCGAUGACGUGCGCAUCUCGAGCAGGGUUCUCGAGCAACUCAUACGGGCUCAGGACAAGAGCGCCAAGGAGAACGCGCGGUUGGAGGCGCUGUUCUUGAAUGCAAUGGCGCAGCCUUCUGGUGGCUCUCGUAAGCGUAAGGCUCGGAAGCAGAGAGACCCGGAGCAGGGGUGCAUGAACCCGAAGCGUCAGCGCGGCGAGACAUGGAGCGGCGGGGUUCGCGAGCUGGCCCGAGUUCACAUGUUUCUCAACAGGCCUACGUCGUCGAUGACCUUCUACCCGAGCAGCGACGAUAAGACUCACGGAGUGUGCGCGGUGCUGGACCGCCUGCCUCACAGCUUCGCCUGUUUGGCGUUGGCGGCUGACAAGUCGCGACGAGCGGAUCUCAACAAGACGCUGUCGGAGUGGAAGACAAGGGCUGCCGCUCGCGUGCGAGACAUUGCACUUCCCAAGCUCGGCCUGUUCCGUGACGACAGGGACGCAUACAGCCCGUGGGCACCUGAAAAGGAGCGUAGUAUCGAGAAGAUAAGGGAGCGCAUUGGGCUUGGCGCUGACCCCCCUGAAACUCUUGUGCUCACGAGCUGGGCGCACGACAGGGAUGGCAUGCCUUUUGCCUCCCGGGCGUUCGCGACAUGCGCGAAGGCUGCCUUCAAGCCGAAGAAGGCAGGGCUGGUGAUGACCCUUAAGGUGUACCACCUGGCCUGGUUGGAGCAUGUGGUCUCCGACUGCGUCCUCUACUGGGAGGCGCAGAAAGGCCGGCUCUCCAACUCGGCGGGCGGGAAUGCCCACGUUGUGGAUGGGCUCAAGGUCCUGGUCAAGGAGGCCGUGGAGAGGGCGAUCCGUAUCCGCAACCCCGAGUAUGACGCGGAGCGCGAGGCGUGGAUUUGGGGGCGCCAUGGCCUGCGCAUCUCUGCGUGCGGCCUGGAGCACAUGAAGCCCACGGCCGCCGCCCAGUCCGAAGGCACCGUAGGGGAUGACGACCUUUCGGCGUCACUUGGUGCUGAGUAG